UGAUCAAAUAUCAUCAAGCAACAUGGAGACUUUGUUUAUCAUCAUCCUCUCUCUCUGCAUGGCUGCACUCCUCAAGACCCUCUUCAACCUCCUCUUUCCCUCCAUCAGUACACCUAUGCUAACCAAAACCAAAGCCAAGAAACUCCCUCCAGGUCCUUCCAUGGUUCCCAUCAUAGGCAACCUCCUAUGGCUCCGCAAAUCCUUCUCCGAGCUCGAACCCAUCCUCCGAAACAUGUACACUAAGUACGGCCCCCUCGUCACCAUCCGCUCCGGCUCUCGCCCCGCCAUCCUCAUCGCCAACCAUUCCCUCGCCCACCAAGCCCUCAUACAAAACAGCGCAGUCUUCGCCGACCGCCCAGCCGCUCUCCCCGUAGUUCGCAUCUUCAGCAGCAACCAGCACAACGUCAGCUCCGCAGCCUACGGCCCCACCUGGCGCCUCCUCCGCCGCAACCUCACCUCCAAAAUCCUCCACCCCUCCCAGGUGAAGUCCUACUCUCACGCCCGCAGUCGGGUCUUGCGCAUCCUCGUCGACCUCCUCAAAAACCAGUCUCGACUCGGAGAGCCCGUUAGGGUUUUUAAACAUUUCCAGUAUGCCAUGUUCUGUUUGCUUGUUUUCAUGUGCUUUGGGGACGAGCUUGAGGAGAAGCAGAUCAAAGACAUAGAAGCUGUCCAGCGCAAGCUCCUAUUAUCUGUCAGCAGAUUCAACAUACUAAAUUUCUGGCCUAGACUGGGGAAGAUUUUGUUUCGAAAUCGCUGGAAAGAGCUCAUGCAGCUGCGGAAGUGUCAAGAAGACGUGUUGAUUCCUCUAAUAAGAGCUCGAAUGAAAGCCAAACUAGAGACUCAUCUAUGCAAGAAUGCGCAAAAUGAAGAAGACAAGGAAGAGUUUGUCAUCUCAUAUGUAGAUACUUUAAUGAAUCUCCAGCUGCCGGGGGAGAAGAGAGAGCUUAACGAAGGAGAGAUGGUGAGUUUGUGCUUGGAGUUUCUAAAUGCUGGCACCGACACUACAUCCACGGCGCUGCAGUGGAUCAUGGCCAACCUAGUGAAGUACCCACGUGUUCAAGAAAAGCUUUUUGCAGAGAUUAAUGGAGUACUUACUGGAAAACUUGGAGGAAAAAGGGUAGAAGAGGUGAAAGAGGAGGACUUGCAGAAGAUGCCAUAUCUGAAAGCUGUGAUAUUGGAAGGUUUAAGGCGCCACCCUCCAGCACACUUUGUGAUGUCUCAUGCUGUCACCGAGGAUGUAGAGUUGAAUGGGUAUGUAGUGCCCAAAAGUGCUACUGUGAAUUUCAUGGUGGCAGAGAUGGGCCAAGACCCGAAAGUGUGGGACAAUCCAAUGGUAUUCGAGCCCGAGCGAUUUUUAUCAGUGAGCUGCGGAGGAGAAGUGUUUGACAUAACAGGGAGCAGGGAGAUAAAGAUGAUGCCAUUUGGGGCAGGAAGGAGGAUGUGUCCUGGGUAUGGACUGGCCAUGUUUCAUUUGGAGUAUUUUGUGGCCAACUUGGUUUGGCAGUUUGAGUGGAAAGCUUGGGGAGGAGAGGAGGUUGAUCUCUCAGAGAAGCAUGAGUUUACUAUUGUAAUGAAAUGUCCAUUGCGGGCUAAUCUUUCUCCAAGAGUGAGGGAUUUAACUGGUUAGAGUCAAGGAUUUCCCAUUCCUUCCCUCUUCGUUCGAAGUACUACCUCUGCCUUCCCUUUAUAACCCUCCUUUCCAAUCACUAAGAAAAAAUAAAUACCAAUCACCCUAUCUAAGUAAAGCUUCCACUGUUAUUUUUCGGCCCCAGGAGAGUUUACUCGUCCCCAGUCUCCCGCACUGCUCAAGUGUGUGAACUUAAUUGAAGGGCCAAAGAUUGAUAUGAAAGAAAUUAAGCUGUCA
Malania oleifera is the source of this 1864-nucleotide messenger RNA. RefSeq names its product cytochrome P450 89A2-like. Gene Ontology annotation, molecular function: oxidoreductase activity, acting on paired donors, with incorporation or reduction of molecular oxygen, NAD(P)H as one donor, and incorporation of one atom of oxygen; heme binding; iron ion binding. The transcript has a single exon. Lineage: Eukaryota; Viridiplantae; Streptophyta; Magnoliopsida; Santalales; Ximeniaceae. The record is from RefSeq and is a predicted model, not a curated record. Gene Ontology annotation, cellular component: membrane. The coding region runs from base 23 to 1627 and encodes 534 amino acids.